Dentiscutata erythropus is the source of this 2349-nucleotide messenger RNA. NCBI's taxonomy places the organism in Eukaryota, Fungi, Glomeromycota, Glomeromycetes, Diversisporales, Gigasporaceae. The record is from the annotation of a GenBank genome assembly.
AUGAACCGAUUUACGAGAGCAGAAUUAAAUUCGACAUUUCGUCCCGUAUUACUGUAUAAUGAAACUGUUUUAGCGACACAAGAUAAUGUAGGACUUUAUGAUGGCAACGAAAAGGCAGCUGAUUAUAUGAAUGGAACAGCGUACCUAACUUCACACAGAAUUAUUUAUGUGGAUUCCCAAAACCCGGUCACCAAUUCGAUCGCAGUUGAAAUAAAAUUUAUCAAAGGAAGGGAUUUUUAUGUAAGGAUUUGGCAAGCGAUAGGCUUUGUCAGGUCUUCACCAAAGAUUACUUUACGAUUCUCGGAUACGACCUCUCCCUAUUCUCAUUCUGAUAACCAGCUAUAUCAUAGCUCUCCAUUUUCUUCUGUCACUAAUUUACAAAACACCUUACCACCAACAUCAUCAUCAUGGAUAUGUCCUAUUUGUUCAUUCAUAAAUAGAGAUCUUCAAGACAUUAAAUGCCGAUUAUGUGGUGUUAAACGUAUUGCCUCAUCUGCCUCAUCAACUUUAAAUGUUAGAUCUGAUUUUGAGGAUUCUGUUGAUCAACUACAACGCUCACCAUCUCCCAAUAUCCCAACUGAUGAUAUUGGAAUUGCUUGUAAGGUUUGCACAUUUUUGAAUCAUCCGAGUAUGAUCAAGUGCGAGAUGUGUGAAGCCGAUUUGAGAACAUUUGAUGUUAGUAAUUUGGACUUUGAAAAUGAUCUCGAAGCUUCAAAAAAUUUUAAAUCUGCCAAGGACAAUGAUUUUGUGAGAUUGGCAUUUCGAGAUGGUGGUUCAAAUGCUUUUUAUGAAAAAUUGAAAUCGGCGAUGGCAGCAAAGGAAUGGGAGAAAGCACAAGAAACGUCAAUGGGUAUAAUUCGUAACGCAGAACAAAGUCAAAAGGAACAGAAGGAAACGUUGAAUCAGGCUUUUAAAGAUUUGGAUGGCCUAAUGGCGAAAACUUCUGAAAUGGUUAAACUUGCAGAAUCUAUCAGGAAUAAAUUGAGCAAGGAACUAGAUUCAGAAACUUCAACAGACGAAACAUCCGAUUUUAGAACAUAUUUAAUCGAAUUAGGAAUACCAAAUCCUGUAACAAAAGAUUCUGCUGGAUCUACAUACCACAAAGAACUAGCACGUCAACUUGCCGAGUUCCUGGAUAACUUGCUGGAAAAGGAAAAUGGCAUGAUGUCAUUGACAGAUAUUUAUUGUCUUUUUAACCGAGCGCUUAAACAUGGUCGACAUGAUUCAGAAAGUCGUCAAGCAAUUAUUGAACAAUUACAGCGGCAUGAAGAUUUGAAACGUAAAAUUCAUGACCUUGGUUCUGAUGAAGAAUUGGAUGAUGUUUCAAGUGAAUCUAAUAAUGAAGAGGAUGAAAGUGUCAUAAAAGAAAAAGCAUUUGACGAGUUGGCGCAAUACCAGCUUAAAGAUUCAGCUGAUGAAGAACCUGUGAAGGCAAAGGAUUCAGUGAAGAAUGUGGAUAAUAAUCUUGGAAGAAUGAUAUUUGGUGUUGGAACUAAGGAAAAGGGAGCGCGUUCCGAUGAUUCAUCUAAUGCUAGAGUGUCUUUUAAUCAAGGACCAGAUAUCACGACGUUGCCAAAGUCGACUUUUGAUCAAAAAAAAGAUUCUGAAGCGUCAUUGCUUUCGGAGCCAGGGUAUAAUAAUGAUUCAACAAAUCAGCAAGAUGAAUCACAAAAUGAUUCUGAGGAAAUAAAUCCUUGGCUUCAACAUGACACCUCUAAGCUAGCGACUUCUAGUAAAAAAGUUAAUAAAAGUAUUAAUAUCAAAAAUAGCAAUAAGCUUAACAAAUUAGCCUCAAAACUCAAUAAACAGAAACGUGAGAUGCAAAUGAAAGAGGAUGUUGAAAUAGACAUGAAUAAAAUUAUAACCGUUCAAGUUGCCGAUAAUACGAAAAAAGAAGUAAAGACAGCAGCAACUGAUAAAUCAGCCAUCGAAAACGUUAAUGUUGAAUCUGAUAACGAUAAUGAUGAUAACGCUGAGGCAAUAAAAAAUUUCGUAAACGUAAAGAAUCCCACUGCGUUUACGCAAAGAGAAUUAGUGGCUCGUGCUUUUGCUAAUGAUAAUGUAGUCGAAGAAUUUGAGUCAGAAAAACAAGCCAUCAUUGAUGAAGAUAUGCCUAAAGAGAAAGACAUAACACUACCCGGUUGGGCAAAGAAAUAUCUUUCUACUGAUAUUCCACAUCCAUUCGAGACCAGAGAACAAUAUGAACGUAGUUUGCGUACUCCGAUAGGCAAAGAAUGGAAUACUAAUGAAGUAUUUCAAAAAAUGAUAACACCUAGAGUUGUCACGAAAAUGGGUGUUGUCAUUGAUCCUUUAAAAGUACCUUUUAAAACUAACGCAGAGAUAGAUUGA